AUGGACGAGACGCAAACUCGCCCGGAGCUCUCGCAAGAAGAGCAAGCAAAUCCGCCGUCACGAAAACGACAGCUAGACAGCGACGACGACGACGACGCCGAACCACAGGCAAAGCGAGCGCGAACGACGCGCCCGACUUCGGAGCCAGCACGAUUGACACAACAGAACCUCGCACGUUUCAACAAGAAGAUGGGCAGCAAGAAGACUUCAGACCCUUCGGACGACUACGACUCGGGAUCGACGAAGACCGUCUCGACUAUGGCCUCUGGCUUUGCUAUCCAGGCGUAUAAGAACGGCGUCCUCGAUCCCUCCAGCUCCAAGCCUCCCAAGGACUUGGAGGAGAUCUACCAACGAAGCGCCCUACCCCGCGGGACGCCCUCGCCUACCGAGUCAGAAUACGGCGACUAUGUCGACCGGGUCAACAGGGCCGCUAACGAAGCAACCGUGGUCAUCGAGACCGUAGAACUGUUGAAGAAACAUAACGACAAGAGAUAUAACCGAGCGUUCAACCAGGCAUUUACGGCCUUUCCGAAGGAUGUAGGCUUCAACCAUGGCCUGUCCGCUCCCCAGCCGGAUUUCGUCGAAGGACCAGAAAUGAGGGACUUCCUCCCGUUUCCAGUCGACGAACGCAUCCUAGGGGCUGUCCUCUACAAGGAUAACCCUCACGCGGUGACAUUGCCACACAUAGCCGGAGAAUGGAAGGGCCCCGACGGGAGUAUGGCAGAAGCAACGCUACAGAGCUCUUAUGACGGAGCAGCACUCGUCUACGCUCGAAACCAGGCCCUCGCCUUCCAGGGAAAGUCUGACCCCCCUAGACACGUAAGCAUCACAACCUUCACCACAAACGGUACCCAGCUCAACUUUUACGCACACUACGCAGCUCCCGCUGGAGACGGCACGCUUGAAUAUCACCAGUUUCCUGUCAGGUCGACGAGUUUGGUGAACUCCUACGGGGAAUACAAGGAGGGCCGGAAGCACCUCAGGAACGAACAGGACCACGCAAGGAGACAGUCACAAGCGCUGAGAGACGAGUUGAAGGAGUAUUACAAGAAGCAACGCGGCAGCAGUCUCCAUCCUGUCGCUAAAGAAGUGCCACCCUUGCCUAUAUCAGGCAUCGGACUGGACGCUUACAAGGACGAAGACGACUACAAAGUCGUCGAACCACAGCCUGUCUACCAGCCGACGCCGCCUACGUUAUCCAAGCACAGGAGUGGCAAGACGCACUCUCACCACUCACACCAUUCACACCACUUGCAUUCGACGCCGCACUCGUUGAAGGCUCCCUCAUCUACACACAGUUCCACCCACAGCAGCGGUAGCAAGCGAAAAGCUUCGUCCUCACAGUCGUCCCACGGAUCCUCUGCCCUUGUCAGCAAACACAGGAGCUACUGGAAGAAGGAUCACGAGACUGGUCAAUACUACCAUAUGCAUUCGGAUGGUACUGUCUCUUGGCUUGACGACGACGAAGACAAGCGUGACUAG
Phaeoacremonium minimum UCRPA7 is the source of this 1482-nucleotide messenger RNA. RefSeq lists its product as hypothetical. Bases 1 to 1482 code for a protein of 493 amino acids. The transcript has a single exon. NCBI's taxonomy places the organism in Eukaryota, Fungi, Ascomycota, Sordariomycetes, Togniniales, Togniniaceae. The record is from RefSeq and is a predicted model, not a curated record.